AUGCUGGAUGCCUUUACGCGAUAUUCACGUCCAAAAUUGAUUAGGCGGGAUUCAGGCUCAUCAACUCAUGGCGACGGGACUGCCAAGGCACAACUGAGUCGACGAAUCAGCUCCGAUCAACCACGGAGGGCGACAGAAGGCCCUGAUCCUAGCCUGGCUGCCAGCAGCAGCGCUGGGAGCUUAUCCAAUCGUAGCAAAGACGGUCAGCGGGAUGGCCAUUCCUUAAAGCAGACAUUGGCCAAGCUUCGUCACCAGCGACUGCGCCCUUUGAGCCUGUUUACCGCCAAUCCAAAGAUCAUACGGACCCACCGACCCUCCCGUUCUCGCGAGUCGAUAGAAUCAACCGAUUCUGAUCAGUCUCAUGCAGGCGCCGCGGGACGUCCCCAAUCAAGUAGCACGCACAGCUCACACGUCAUUCCUAGAGCUGUACUCGAACAUGGCGGCGACUACGUCAUGGUCCAUUCUGAAUAUGUGCAAGACCUUCCAGAUUUCUUGCCACCACCCAACUCGAUGCCUGAGAUUUCUUCGUCUGGCGUGUGCCUGAAAGACGAUAAGAAAACAUGGAGUUACAAUCUCGGAGGUCUAACGCGUGAGAUACGAUCAUCGGAGAGGUUAGUGGUCGAGGAAGGAAGCGACAGUUCGUUGGACGAUGAGAUGCUCGAUACGCUUUGUACCCUUCGCUAUACGAUCAAGCAGAUGAAAGAACAUCAAAGACAACCCCCACAAUUAACCGCCCUCGUCAAAUGCGACUCUUUACCAACGUUCGGCUUGGCCUCAUCCGAACACAACGGUUUAUCGAGGACUUUUUCAGUACCUUCCCGGUUCGUUGAGGAUGAGACAAGACCUUUCGGUCCACUGAACGGCUUCAGUUUGCAAUCUUGUCUGGUCGCUCCUGCACAUCGUUCCGCCCAGCUUUCAGUGAUGGACUCAGAUACUCACUGCUCCCGAGUACACAGCUUUAGUGUACCGAAUCCAGGAAGUAUGGAAACCGAAGACGAGGCCGACGACACCUCGUCAUUUUGCACGUUAUCGGAAGAAGAACCGGACUAUCAAUCUUGUCCAUACGUUCUCCCCAUCUGGCCAAAUCUAUCAUCUGAAUUACACCCCUCUUUCGAUUGA
Molecule: messenger RNA, 1119 nt
Organism: Puccinia triticina
Lineage: Eukaryota; Fungi; Basidiomycota; Pucciniomycetes; Pucciniales; Pucciniaceae
Exons: 2
Coding region: 1-1119 (372 amino acids)
Source: RefSeq, a predicted model, not a curated record